Messenger RNA from Solea solea (common sole), 1122 nucleotides. RefSeq names its product BAF chromatin remodeling complex subunit BCL7B b (gene bcl7bb). The record is from RefSeq and is a predicted model, not a curated record. The transcript has 6 exons. NCBI's taxonomy places the organism in Eukaryota, Metazoa, Chordata, Actinopteri, Pleuronectiformes, Soleidae. Bases 47 to 658 code for a protein of 203 amino acids.
ACGAAGCACUGGGGCUUGGUCUUGAAGUUUUCAGAUGCAUCUGUAGAUGAAUCAUAACAGCAUCAAGAUGUCGGGACGAUCAGGCCGCGCCGAGACCCGCAGUCGAGCGAAAGAUGACAUCAAAAAGGUUCUGGCGGCCAUCGAGAAAGUGCGCAAAUGGGAGAAGAAAUGGGUGACAGUUGGAGACACGUCCUUACGCAUAUUCAAGUGGGUUCCAGUAACAGAAACAAAGCAGAUAUAUCGGACCAAAUCCACAGGUGGCGAUGUUAGAGGGCUGAAAGAUGUGGUCUUGGAAAACACAAACUCUUUACUGGAUUUUGCUGAUGAAAACAGCAACCAGAGCUUUCUGUCAGAUGUUUACCAGCCUAAAAUGGAUAACAGCAGCAGCACCUCCAGCUCACAGCAGGUCAGCCCUCCACAUACCUCCAGCCUCAGAGCUGAAGACUCCCAGCCCCCAAUGCUGGGCCAGGAGAGUGUGGAUGACCCGGUUCACUCAGGACAGGAGGGCGCUGAUGAGCCUCCAACUCUCACCAAGGAGGACCUUCUUUCAUCAGGGACAGUCAGACGGAGCACCCUCGAGUCACAGGAGGAGCUGGAUGAAUCAGGGGCCCCUCCUUUAAAGAAAAUUUGCACAGGAGAAAAUGCUGUUCUGAGAUAGCUUAUUUAUUAACCUAUUUUGUCAAAAUGCACAUAUUUUUGUGCACACCUGUUGUUGGCUGUUGUCAGUUAAGCUUUCAAGAUUUUGAAAUAAUUUGAAGGUUCCAUAUGACAUGUAUGCAAAUGACAAAUAACAAAAAAACAAAAAAAUCUGCAGAACCUUUGUUCACUUUAAAAGGUCUGUAAAAGGAUUGUAUGUUUGUUAAGCUAUUCUUUCUUUAGUCACUGCUAAUAACAGGCAGUGCUCAUUUCCAUUCACUUAUUAUAAAUGUUUAGUUCUCUGGGAACUAACUGUUUAUUAUUUACUCUUAUUGCAGUCGAUCUUUACUCUUGCAUGUUUCCAUAGCAUUUUGCUUUUAUUUAGAUGUACAUGCCAGUUUUAAACCAUUUUACAUGCGUAGGAUCAUGCAGAUUGAUGUUUAGAUGUGCCAUUAUUGUAUUAAACAUGACUCUCUCAAAGACUGA